This is a messenger RNA of Saprolegnia parasitica CBS 223.65, 762 nucleotides long. RefSeq lists its product as hypothetical. Lineage: Eukaryota; Oomycota; Saprolegniomycetes; Saprolegniales; Saprolegniaceae. The transcript has 3 exons. The record is from RefSeq and is a predicted model, not a curated record. Bases 1 to 762 code for a protein of 253 amino acids.
AUGGACGACGUCGCAACGCUCAAGCGCCGCGUGAACCGCGACAAGAAGCGCGCGUUCCGCAUCAAGGUCCAGCAGCAGCUUGAUUUUCUUCGGCGCCGCGUCAUUGAGCUCGAAGCCGACCUCAGAGCGUGCCUCGCGUCAACAGUGCUGCCAUGGGCCGAGGUCGCGCGCGCCCUUCGCGACGACGUCACGGACGGCUACGCUACCCAGCGCGCCCUUCGACAGCAGCUCGCACGGCAGCAGCACGUCGCCCUCCUUAUGGCUCGCUGGGUGGACGCCGUACCGCCGUCGCUCUCGGCGCCGCCGUCGUUCACGCCCAUCUCGCUCGACAAGGACCCCGAGGCGCGGCAGCUGGGCCUCGACUGGGUCACCAAGCAGCUGUACGUGCACCGGUACGCCGUCAUGGACGGCUUGCGCCUCCCAAUCGACAACGUCCAGAGCUUUGACGUCACUUUGGCCGGCGCUAAUGUUGUCUUUCGCCUCGUCCAGCGCCGGAUCUGGACCAACACGACAGUGGCCGUCGUCGCCGGCGCGUAUCACCGUCUCUACGAGCGCAACUCGUUCCACUUUGGUCUCUCGGGGCGCCGCAUCCUCGACAACGCGCUGCCAGGUACCAUCUACAGCCGCGACGCCCACGAAAACAUCGUAUACCGGUCGUUUCCGUCGGCGCUCGAGUUUGUGCAUGUGAGCCAGACCAUCCACGACGACCACAUGUACCCGACCAGCGCCGAGCCGUCGCGCAACAAGACCGCGUGGUACUAA